AGCUGCUUAGCAAGUUUCUCUUUAUUGUGUUGGAUUAUCUAAAGCUGAUAAGUGUUGCAUAGAAAUGAUUCUUAAAGGAAAGGACACAAAACUUCACAAUAACCUGCUUCUUUGCAGGUGAUCCCUGACUGAACAUUUGGAGAUGGUAAUUAAACCCAAGCAAGAAAAGAACCAGAAAUUGGCAUUAUCAUUGAUUUAUUUUAUUUUUCAAAAGUUUAUAAAUAAAAUUACUCCACCCAGAAACAAAGCCUUCUCUUUUCAUGGGAAAUAUAAUGUACAAGCAUUUUGCUUCAUUUUUUUUUUUUUUACAAAUGGAAUAAGCCAGUCAACAUUAAAUCAAAGAUGCCUGCGGGUUCUCGGCACUCAGAGUAAUGUUAGAAAUUUAAUUAUGUAAUUCAUUGCUUCUUUUUAAAAACGUCAAAAUAUAUUUUGAAUGACUACACGACUGAAUGGUUAAACAUUUUAUUUUCUUUUUAUUAUUUAUUUCUUUAAUAUUACAGGUAAUUUGCUGAAGGCUCCACAUUUAGACAUAUCAGCAUUAUGUUCAUGCCUUAUUGAUUACAUUUAUUCAUUUUAUGUUUCUUGACUUUGUAUUGGCUUCCACUCAUUUAUAUUUCUGAAACUCUAACCUGCUCAGAAACAGGCUUUUAAGUUUACCUUACUAUGACUGUCUGGUUUUGGUUCGGCUCAUGAAUGAAUGCUUCAGGUAACCGUUUUGGUGUUUUUUCCCCCCGAGUCGUUCUGCAGUUUUGUUUCAUGAUUACGGUGCAGUUUGAACCGUUGCCUAAAGGGGGCACCAAACACAACUAUUUGAAAGCCUCGUUAUUAUCAAUCUAAAACGACUGCUGAAAGUUUGCGGCGAUAAACUAUUCUAGAGUUCCGGUUAUUUUCAAAAUAAGAUUAUUAGUCGUUUGCAACUAUAACUGCGUUUUCUUACAGCUUUCAUCAAAAACAUUUCUGCCGCUCUAAUUUUAAAACAUUUAGAAUGCGUACACAAUAAAAGUGAUUGAUCAUCUCCUUUGAGAGUCGUAAAAAGCCUGUUUUUUUGCAUUUGUGUCCUUCUUGUUUCUACAUGUUUCUCUUUUUUAUAGUUAAAUUUAAAUUGUCAAUGGUUCCCAUUAAAAACGUAUUUACGGGGGAGGAUUUAAUUUGUCCAAGACAUGUGUCCAUUUGUUUUAUUUUGAAGAUAAUUUUAUAGUGAUUCUAGAUCCGGUUUCUGAAACAUUAGCAACAAUGGACGAUUUUAUGAGUGAAGAUAAGACCACGUUCAUUGUCGAAGAAGUGAGCAAGAUCAUAAAAGAUUCUGUAGAAACGGUGAUAGGAGAAAACUCCUACAAGCAUGGCAGAGUGAACCAGUGGACCACCAGCGUGGUGGAGCAGUGCCUCAUUCAGCUCAGCAAGCUGGAUAAGCCCUUCAAGUUCAUCGUAAACUGCAUCAUCAUGCAAAAGAAUGGAGCAGGGCUGCAAACAGCCAGCACCUGCUUCUGGGAUAACAAUACUGAUGGAAGCUGCACAGUGAGAUGGGAAAACGACACUAUGUAUGUCAUCAUCAGCGUCUUUGGGCUGGCCAUCUAAAACUAUAGCAUUAUUAAAACUCUUAAAUUUUCUUGUUUUACACAAAGUAGAAUGUUGGGUGACAUUUUAUGAAAUGUUAUUUGUAUGUUAAGUGCAAUUAAACACAACCUUUAAUA
Molecule: messenger RNA, 1691 nt
Organism: Poecilia reticulata (guppy)
Lineage: Eukaryota; Metazoa; Chordata; Actinopteri; Cyprinodontiformes; Poeciliidae
Gene: dynlt1b
Product: dynein light chain Tctex-type 1b
Biological process (GO): microtubule-based movement
Cellular component (GO): cytoplasmic dynein complex; cytoplasm
Molecular function (GO): dynein intermediate chain binding
Source: RefSeq, a predicted model, not a curated record